AUGAUACAAAGUUUAUACAUUGAUCUAAGUAAGGAGGAUGAGAUAGUCUGGAUGCCUGCUAACAAUGGUGCUUUCUCAGUUAAAAGUACUUAUAACAUGCUCACUAAAAGUCAGUGUCAAAUUCAAGUAAAUGGCAACAUCAUUAUGCCUGCUGUUUGGAAGAACUUAUGGAGGUGCAACACUGCUCAUAGGAUUAAGCUCUUUGCGUGGAACUGCAUAAGAGAUCUUAACUCUACUAGGUUCAAGCUUUCUUAUUAUGAUACCAGUAUUGAUGUCAACUGUGGAGUAUGUGAGCAGCAGGAAGAAACAAUGGAACAUUUAAUCUUUGUUUGUCCUCGUGCAAAAGCAGUAUGGAGAGGAGUUCAGGUUGAUAUGGAUGAUGUCAGAAGAAAUUUCAGUACUGUCUCUGAAUGGGGAGUAUCUCUUAAACCUACUGCCUCUGUACAUAAGAUUAAUUAUCACCUUGCUUCUCAUCUCCAUAGCUCAGGAAUGUCAACUGCAUUACUACAGGAUAACUGCAUCUCUUUAUGGAUUCCACCUGACAUAGGGAUUCUUAAAUUUAAUGUUGAUGCAUCGUUUGAUCCUGAUACUAACCAAUUGGGAACUGGCAUUGUACUACGUGAUCAUACAGGUGACUGCAAAUGCAUCAGGGGAGAAUAUGCAAAUGGAGUUCCAAAUGCUGAAAUGAGGGAAUGCAUGACGAUACGAGAAGCUCUGAGUUGGGCUAAAAGAUUGCAGUGCUCAAUGAUUUAA
This is a messenger RNA of Papaver somniferum (opium poppy), 753 nucleotides long. RefSeq lists its product as uncharacterized. The record is from RefSeq and is a predicted model, not a curated record. The transcript is spliced from 2 exons. Lineage: Eukaryota; Viridiplantae; Streptophyta; Magnoliopsida; Ranunculales; Papaveraceae. Bases 1 to 753 code for a protein of 250 amino acids.